Molecule: messenger RNA, 4020 nt
Organism: Cyclospora cayetanensis
Lineage: Eukaryota; Apicomplexa; Conoidasida; Eucoccidiorida; Eimeriidae
Exons: 6
Coding region: 1-4020 (1339 amino acids)
Source: RefSeq, a predicted model, not a curated record
AUGAGUAGCUUUGCACCGUAUGUCGUCCCACACACUGCAAAAGCGAUUUUAGGACGCCGCCGUAGUUGUAGCCGUGGCGGCAGAAGUAGCAGCGAAAGGAGUAGGAACACAAACGACUCGUACACGAAUAAAGUAGAAGGAGCACAGCCAAGCCCUUCUUUCGAGCUGCUGCGCACGGGGACUCGGCGGAUAAGGCAACUGUUGCGCCGGGGCCGAAACAGAAAAAGGGAAAAUUCUGUUUUGGCAACUGCUAUUGUUACUGCUGAAGCUCGCAGCGAGACUAGCAGCAAAUUGGAUGGUCCAAGCAACAGACAGAGACGCCUUCUAUGCAAGGGCUCAACGGAAAUUCUCAAUUCUCUGACCAGCCACUGUUCGGCCGUAGCUGACACAUCUUCUGCCCGUAGUGAUGAUGCAUCACCACUGGCAAGAUAUGAGAGUCGCCAGAACAGUAGAGGUGGCAGUAGCUUCCAUAGCGCACAUUCACCUGGAGACCCGGUGGCCGACUCAAAAGCCGCUGCCUCUUCUGUUCGAAUGCAUCUAGGCAUAAAGGCAGACUGCCACAGUGCUGCCAAUAGGACUGCUGCAGCCGCUGAUGAAGACACUCGAGUGCUCCAUAAGAGGCCUCCGGUGCCGUCUCCCAAAGGCGUGAUGCCGUCUAGACAACCACUACAAAGCAGCAAGGGCAUCUUGGCUGAUACGGCCACAACAGCAGCAACUGACGAAAUAGACGCAUCGGUGCACCUGCAGGAGCACCCUCCACAGCGGCAACGCUUGCACCAUCUUCACGUCUGCUCCUGUGCAUCUGAUAGGGACCAUCAAAAACAAGCAGCACCACCACCUGCAGAGGCUGGUGCCGUCAAUGUGGCUGGUGUUGUGACACUUGCACCUCCCACAUGCACAUCAGCUCCAGUAGCGGGCAAAAGUUCCAGAUCAGAUAUGCCGCAGCUUGGUUGUGAGCAGCACUCGAGGACCCCCGUUGAAACUAUCUCAGCUACAACAUCAAUGGAACAGAUAACUACGCAAAUGUGCCACUGUUGGCAACUGCAAAAUCAACAGCAGCAGCUUCAGAAGCUGCAGAAAUCCAACCAUGCUACCGAAAUCCCAGAGGUGCCACGCAGUGGGCUUUGUAGCAGCCGUAGCGGUAGUAGCAUCAGAGGUAGCAGUAGCACAGUGGAACCAAGUUGCCCGACUGCUGCACUUCGGCUCAAGAUCUGCAUGCGGCUGCGAGAGCAGGCGCUGCUGUUGCAGCAGCUAGAGGAGAGGCGGCUCCUGACGCAGCAGUUGCUGAAUGCAAGGCGUCGCGCCAAAAAGUUGCAUUGCCUUUGUAGCUGCUGCACAAAGAGCGAAGCUCAUCAAUCACUGGGUACAGUUGGCAGGGAAACAGGGUCUCAUUGUGAAAUUGUAUGUGUGGCAGCAGCAGCUGACGCCGCGGUGUAUCUUCCGACUACAUCCAGGGUAGUGGGGCUCACCAAAGUGCCUGGAGAUCAAGCACCCCGGCAAAAUCAUAAGGGAAUGUUGAAUUUUCAGAAACAAGACGGACAACCGGAUCAAGGCGCUGCCUGUUGCGCACCUCGGCAAAUGCGAGCUGAGCGCCAAUUGUGUGUAGUAGCAGCGCAUGGAGCGUAUUGCACCCUUUCGCAUCAACAAAGCCCGAAACCUCUGGGGGAUUGCGCGAUACUCACAGCAUCGAGACCUGCGUCACAAGCAAAAUCUGCCUCAAGAGUUCUGCAAGAAGAAAGAGCUUCUUUUAUCAGUCUUCCUUCGACGGGUAAGCUCGAGCCCUCUUCAGCAGAUGAGGAAGUCCCGUCUUAUGCAGCUGUUGCCACUGCAUCCGGAAAACAGCAGCAAUCUUCGCCCAAGCAGGAUCCUACCGGGGCUUUUGAUGACUCAGCCGCAACCGAAGGGGGCGCCGUUCUGGGUGCCAGCGCAACAGAAACAGCACGUGUUGCACCCAAUGACCCUGCUGUCGCCAGUGCAUCCUUGAAUGCAACAAGAGCCCACGUGACAGCACACGGCAGCAGCUUUGCCCAACAAAAAAGCCCGGGGUGCAUUUGCCGGUGCCGCUGCGGAGUACUGAAGCAGCGGCAAGUCUUCGCUUUGCCUGGAGAGACAAUACAGCUAGUACGGGACGCCACAGCUGCAAGCGCAUCAGCAGCAGAAGCAGCAUCUCUUGGCACGCUGAGUUCGAAGGACAGGCUUCGCCCCAGGCGGGCGCUGCCCCAGCCUCUCCACUCGCCAAAGCAGUAUCAUAAUGCGGGAGUGUUAUGGAGUUUAUUGCAGCAUGAGCUGCAGCAGGAAUUGCAGCAGCACAAGCAAUUAUCGCUCACUGGGCAUACAAGCCGCCAGUCGGCAGCAUCGGCAGAAGCUGUUCGGCAGGCUCUGCAGCUUGUUAAGAGUGCUGAACAGGCGCUGCUGUGCUCCACAAAAGGUCCCACAUUAAUGCGGGAAAGCUCUCAAGGUAGGAACAGCGGAAGCAGCAGCAAUCAUGCUCCGCUUCCGGCAGCUUCAAGCACCGUGGCUCCUCAGCUAGAAGCCGCUCCUUUAUUUGUGAAGACGGAGCUACAAGAAGAGCAGUCUCACACGUACACUUCUCAAAAGCUAUCUGCCAAACAGAAGAGCCUAAAAGCAUGUAGAAGCGGUGGAGCAAUGAGCAUUAAGGUGCCUUGUGCUACAAGCUGCACCGCCAUUAAGCGUGGCGCUGAUUCAGCACAUGUGCUGCCUCCUAUCUGGUCAGCAAACCCGCAAUGCGAUCCACCACAGAUAUCGCCUAGAAUCUUGGAGGAGCCAGCUGCUCCCCAGCCACUGCGGUUGAGGAAGAAUAGGCCUCGUUUAAUGGGAUAUGGGGAAGAGAAAGCCUUGUGUUCAAAGCCUGAAGCUCCAUGGGCCACGCAAGAAGUCCCCGAAGCAACCGUACAUAUUGGCACGGCCACAGAAACAAGGAUUGUGCCAGGAGGGGGGCAGCUUCCCUAUCAACACCGCCAGCCCACGCUUCAAAAGCCGGCUCAAACAUGCCCUUUAUUGCGACUGCCCGUGAUGAACAGCUUCGGCGCUCGGUCAGCGGAGCGACUUGCUGGCAGCGCGUCUCCUGAUCCACUCUCAGCGGAAAGUUUGAUCAGGACCACGGAACCAUGCGGUGCAACAAUUAGCCACACCGACCUGUCCUGCUGCACUCUCUUACCCAGCAGUAGCAACAGCAGCAGAAUCGGAAGCCUUGUAGCGACUACAGUGACAGAGGCUCACUCACCAAGGCAGCCUCAGAACCAUCAACAACAGCAGCAAGUCCUAACAAAUGAACAGCAGCCGACUAGCCGCAUGCGUGCAUCCACGACUUCCCAUGGGCGGAGUCCUCAGACACAGCUGCCGCAAUACGUGAAGAGGUCACAGCAACAGCAGCACCUCAAGCAGCCUUCAGUGGCAGCAGCUGCUUCUUUGGAUGACUCUGCAGGUGCUAGCAAACUGCCACGACUGCCAGCAGACCCCGUCGCAAAAACGCUCCAAUGCCAACGAAAGGAAUGGGAGCAUCAGGACAGUGCUGGCAUUGUGAAGGCUCUAAGCAGCCCGAAUGCUGGUAGUAUGCAUGGAAAGAAAGACAAAAGCAAGUUUGCAGCUGCACCACGGCGUCGGCUGGAGUGCCGGCAGCAGCAGCCGCAGACGCAGCAGCAGAGCUCUCAGGAUGAACUCUGGCGUUGUGUGGCGGGGAGUCACGAUAUUGGAGAAGGCUCACAGAAGGGUGGGAGGCAUCAGCACGACCCAGCUCGGCUUGGAGAUGGCGACGACAUGGCCGAUGCUCCAGUAGCAGGCACAGCAGCAGGAGCAGCAUCGGUAGGAAUACAGCACGAUCUCGGGCAGCAGAGGACGGCUCAUUGGGGUCAGUGGAGAGGCAGACUAGGGAGCCGUAUGGCCAUGAAGGACUCAAGCACUCGCACACGGAGAGCUGGCUGUGGCGCUGUAAAGUGCACUAAUGCACUACAAGCUGUAUGCUUGCAGGCUGGCCUGGAGCUAAGAAGCGCCGGUCUCUAG